ACAGCUGGCAAAAAAAACCGAAAUAAAAUAAAAUUCCUCUCAAAGGCCAAGAUGUUAUCCUUAAAUAAACAACUGGAGGCAAUGAAGACACAAGCAGGGGUUGCUCUGCCUCCAGAAGUCCAGGCAGAGGAGCUCUCCAAGAAGGAAAAAUCAGCUAUUGAAAAAGAAAUUAAAAAAAUAAAACGUCGCACAAAGGCAGAGAUGUUACCCUUAAAUAAACAACUGGAGGCAAUGAAGACACAAGCAGGGGCUGCUCUGCCUCCAGAAGUCCAGGCAGAGGAGCUCUCCAAGCAUGAUAAAAGCUCAACAGAAGAAGAGAUGAAAGUGGAAAAAUUAAGACAUGAACUCCACGAGAAGGAGAAACUAAUUGGCAGUUUUCAAGCCCAGCUGGACCAGGCACAGUCAGAACAAGCCUCACAGGAAGACAUAAGAGCUGUCGAGAAAAAAAUUAAUAAAAUAAAAUUCCUCUCAAAGGCCAAGAUGUUAUCCUUAAAUAAACAAUUGGAGGCAAUGAAGACACAAGCAGAGGCUGCUCUGCCUCCAGAAGUCCAGGCAGAGGAGCUCUCCAAGCAUGAUAAAAGCUCAACAGAAGAAGAGAUGAAAGUGGAAAAAUUAAGACAUGAACUCCACGAGAAGGAGAAACUAAUUGGCAGUUUUCAAGCCCAGCUGGACCAGGCACAGUCAGAACAAGCCUCACAGGUUCUUUCACAGCAGCUACAGCUGCUGGAGGCUGAACAUAAUACUCUAAAGAAUACUGUGGAAACAGAAAGACAGCAGUGUAAGAAAUUAAUGGAAAAAGUAGAACUUGUAGUGGCAGAGAAAACAUUAUCCUUCCAGAACCUGCAGGAAGAGAUGUAUCAACUUCGGAGACAGUUGGAGCAAGCAGGCCAAGCCCGGGCUGACCUGGAGACUCAGUACAAUGCUCUCCAGCAAACACAUAAGACAGAAGUGGAGGAGAAGACAGCUCGCAUUUUGAUUCUUCAGAAGAAUGAGCAAGAACUGCAGUCUGCCUGUGAUGCUCUAAAGGAGGAAAACUCAAAGCUGCUUCUGGAGAAGCAUGAACAGGCUGCGGAGUCAGCCCAGGCUGUGCAGCACCUGGAAGAUCAACUCCAGCAAAAAUCAAAAGAAAUUAGCAAGUUUGUAAAUAAACCAAACUUGCAAAAACAUGAAACAGCAUCUCAGACUUGUUUACCAGAUGUUUAUAAUGAGGGCAACCAGGCAGUGAUGGAGAAGACUGUCGCCUCUUUACAGAAGAGAGUGGUAGAGCUAGAGAAUGAGAAGGGAGCCUUGCUCCUUAGCAUGGUAGAACUGGAGGAGCUGCAAGCUGAGAACGAAAAGCUCUCCUCUCGGAUUAUUCUUCUGGAGGCUCAGAAUAGAACAGGGGAGGCUGAUGGUGCAGUCUGUGAGCUGAAGGAACUGAAGAAUCUGCAACAGCAGUACUUACAGAUGAACCAAGAGGUGACUGAGAUCCAUCCGCUGAAGGCUCAGCUCCAGGAGUCUCAAGAUCAGAUAAAGGCACUGCAGGAGAUGGAGGAGCAGCUCAGGCAGGAAAACCUCUCCUGGCAGCACGAGCUGCACCAGCUCAGAAUGGAGAAGAAUUCCUGGGAGCUGCAUGAGAAGAGGAUGAAGGAACAGUACCUUAUGGCCAUCUCGGAUAAAGACCAGCAGCUUGGUCAUCUGCAGAGUCUCCUGAGGGAGCUCAGGUCUUCCUCCCAGACACAGAUUCUCCCUGCACAUGACCAACGACAGGCAUCCCAAGAGACAACGGCUUUCCUCAAUGGGUCCCAAAGCCUUGCUUAUGAGACAGAACUUCUCAGGACCCAGCUCAAUGACAGCUUAAAGGAAAUUCAUCAAAAGGAGCUGAGAAUCCCGCAGCUGAACAGCAAGUUCUCUCAGCUGCUGGAGAAGAACAUCCUCUCCGCCCAGCUCAGCGAUGCCAGCCAGAGCCUCCGAGAGCACCAGCACCACUACAGUAACCUCUCCAACCACUGUGCCAUCCUGGAGGAGCAGGAGCAGAAGCUGCAGGCGGGGAGGCUAAAUGGAGAUGCUGCUCCAGGAGCACCCCAGAAAAAUGAUGAAAUUAACAGAAGGAGUGAACCUGAGACCACAGGGGAGGUGCAGCCAAGCUUUUCUGAAGCCCAGCAGCAGCUGUGCACCAGUAAACAAGAGCUGAGCGAGUUACAGAAGCUGCUGGAAGAAGAGCGAGACGGAAGGCUGACUGCUGAGAACGCACUCUCCCUGGCCAAGGAGCAGAUCCAAAAGUUGGAACUUAGCGAAUGGGAUUCGGCCCGGACUCACAUCAUUGGUGCCUGUGGCUCUCAGGAGCAGGUGCUGUUGAUGGAUCUCCCAGGCAGCAGCUGUCGAAGGACCCGGAGCAGUGCGGGAUGGAAGCGGGUCCUGCGUUCACUCUGCCACUCCCGGACCCGAGUGCCACUGCUUGCAGCCGUCUACUUCCUAAUGAUUCAUGUUUUACUGGUUCUGUGUUUUACAGGCCACCUAUAAACUUGUUACUUGGUCACAACUCUUGAACUUGUAGUUCCUUCAUCUCUAGUGUCAGGAUUGUCGAUUCCACAGCAGCCUUCUCACUUUCAGCCUAUCCUCCUCCUCUUAGAAAGUGCCUGUGAAAACAGAGGUGGCUGUGAGGACAGGCGGGCCUAAAGGCCUGCAGCAUCCGCUCUCCUUAAACACGUGUGCUGGGUCUGAGCAGCUUCCCAGAUGUGCUGUGCUCACACGUGCGUCUUCAGAUGUUGCAGAUCCACAUCCUCUAUGGUGGUGGUAGGUGCUGAGAGGCCUUGCAGCGAUGCCAACAAGAGGGUCCAAAUAAACGCAGUAAUCUGGAAUUCAGUAUCACUUUCCUUGGUAACCUGCUUUGCCUCGUUGCCUGUAUUUUCUGCUGCCUCAGGAGGAAUGCAGAGUCGUGGGCAGUGAACGCAUUGUCCCAUAGGACAUGUGAGCAGUCUGUGGAGACUCAGGUGGGAGCUGGAAGGCUCCCAGGCUCCAGCUGUUGGAUCUCAGGGAGGAAGGCAUUUUCUUCCUGCCUGUUCCAUCGCCAGCAGAGGGAGGGUUUGUUGCUGUGGAUUGUCAGGACUAGACCCCAUCGCUUAUGCCUUCUGUCACAUGUAGACUAAGGUAUUAACUGGCCAGUGCCUUCCCUUGCACCAGAAGGUAGGAAGAACUGGUGAUGGACAGCAAGGUUCAAAUUCUAUAGUCCUAUUUUCUGGAUGUGCCUCCAUAGAGAUUUUAAGACGGUGUCGGAAGGCCAGUGGGGCCAUGCCAAGGUGAACUGUUAUCAGGUCUGAGUUACCACAUCACAACUAGCCUCAAGAGCUAUGAAGCUACUGCACUGCUGUGCUUGGUUAUUCUGUCUCCAGUGCCAUUGUCACCCACCUCUGGGAACAGGGCUGAGGCAGUGGAGAGAGAAGGUGAGGCUCCUGAAUCCAGUCCUGAGAGCGGUGGCGAGGAAUGGAUGGAUCCCACUGUGUCAGUCCUCCCCUUUACGGACAUGAUGUGCUCCCUUCCUGGUCUCACCCCCUCAAGAAGAGAAAACUGCUGGGCUCACUGAUCAGCCCUUUGUUCUGUGGUGAUUAAAUUUUAGUCACAACAUCCCAAAAACUGUCCUCAACUACUGUAAAAUAAUAAAGUUAUUUUCAGAAUAA
Apodemus sylvaticus (European woodmouse) is the source of this 3656-nucleotide messenger RNA. RefSeq names its product golgin subfamily B member 1-like. The coding region runs from base 52 to 2502 and encodes 816 amino acids. NCBI's taxonomy places the organism in Eukaryota, Metazoa, Chordata, Mammalia, Rodentia, Muridae. Gene Ontology annotation, cellular component: membrane; endoplasmic reticulum-Golgi intermediate compartment; cis-Golgi network. The transcript has 17 exons. The record is from RefSeq and is a predicted model, not a curated record.